Molecule: messenger RNA, 1215 nt
Organism: Anoplopoma fimbria (sablefish)
Lineage: Eukaryota; Metazoa; Chordata; Actinopteri; Perciformes; Anoplopomatidae
Product: DEP domain-containing mTOR-interacting protein
Exons: 9
Coding region: 1-1215 (404 amino acids)
Biological process (GO): intracellular signal transduction
Molecular function (GO): protein binding
Source: RefSeq, a predicted model, not a curated record
AUGGAGCGAACAAGUAGCAUUAGGAGAAAAGCCACAGCCAGACAACAUAAAGGAGAAGUCAUGAUUGCUGGAGAACAACUCAGGUUGAGACUACACGAUGGAAAACUGAUCAAGGACCGACGCUACCACCUGCGCACGUAUCCUAACUGCUUUGUGGCACAGGAACUUAUAGACUGGCUAGUGAGCCAUAAGGAGGCUCCAGAUCGAGCAACAGCCGUCUGCAUCAUGCAGCACCUCAUGGAUCAUGACAUCGUUCACCACGUCUGUGAUAAGAGGCCAGUGUUGAAGGAUGCCAAACUGCUGUACCGUUUCCGCAAGGAUGAUGGCACAUUUCCCUUCAAUACAGAGGUGAAAAUCUUCAUGCGAGGACAACGACUCUAUGAACAUCUCAUAGGUGACAAGAAGUCUAUUCUUCAGCUAAGAGAGGAGCAUGGCGUUGCAUAUCAGCGCUCCUUUCCUGGAUACCAGCUGAUUGACUGGCUCCUUCAGAACGGAGAGGCCGAGAGCCGGCGCCGGGGACUGGAGCUGUGCCGCGCCUUGCAGGAGCAAGGCAUCAUUCAGCACGUGGCAAAGAAGCAUGGUUUCUUUGACAGUGGACUGCUCUAUCAGUUCUGCAUCAAUUUUCGCCGCAGACGCCGCCUAUCUGAACUGCUGAAUGAAAGUGGACAAGACGACAACGAAGGGGUGGCAGUGUCCACACAUGAGGACAACCAUCCUGAUAGUCCGUUUGUUCUGCACAAAAACACGCCUCAGGACGGCAACAGUGCUUUCCAUUCUGUGAGGUUAAGUAAAGAUCUGAAACAGGUUACCAGUGGGCGUCGAGGCAGCUUGAAUUCCCUUCAGCUUCACUCUUCUGGAUUUCCACCUCUGGUCCAGCUGUCUUCGACUUCAGUGAGUUGCAAUCCUAAAUCAGUGCUAACAAGAAAUUAUACAUGUGAAGAGUUAUUCGCACCUGGGGCACCUGUUAUUAAGAAAGUGUUGACGGUGAUAGGAGAUGCCCUGGGCUGGGGCUUUGUUGUCAGAGGCAUAGCUCCCUGUUAUGUGCAGGCCGUUGACCCUGGAAGCCCAUCAGCAGCUGCAGGAGUUAAGGUGCGGCAGUUUGUGUGCCAGGUGAAUGGACAGUGUGUUCUCUAUCUGGACUACAGGACAGUAUCCAGGCUGGUGAAGACCGGGCCUCGCACUGUUGUUCUGGAAGUUCUGGAACCGUUGGAAUGA